Diabrotica balteata is the source of this 1179-nucleotide messenger RNA. The record is from the annotation of a GenBank genome assembly. NCBI's taxonomy places the organism in Eukaryota, Metazoa, Arthropoda, Insecta, Coleoptera, Chrysomelidae.
ACAGUUCAAUUUAAUUAGUAAUAACUUUAAGUGCAAUUUACCAAUAAAUGUAUACAUUCUCAAUAUUGUUCGACUAGAAAUAUCGGAAAAGAUUCUCAAACAAAUAUUGAGUCAAUACACAACAGAUGUGAUGCUACAAAAAUAUUAAGGAAUAUGUAGGAAAUUUCGUGAUUUUCUAUUUGUUUUGAGUGGAUCGUUUUUUUCUGACACGCAGUGUAUAAUUCGCUAUUAUUUUUAACCACUAUAUAAGAUUGACAUUGACACAAAUGAAAUGAAGUAAAUGCGUGAAUGUGGAAACUGGUUUCUUCAUUUGUUCUCGACCUAUAACAAAAUUUAAAUAGUGUUCAGAAAUUAGUUGUCAGGUGUUUUCAAUUAGCAGACAAAAUGCAAAAUUAUUUUUUAAUAUUUUUUGUAAAUUUGUUUGUUAAUCUUUUGGCAGUGAAAAAUCUACCUUCAUAUUUCCCGAAUUGCCACAGAUAUGACAAAAAAUUGAACCAGUGUCUAUUAGAUGCCACCGAAAAAGUAAAACCAUAUUUAGCGAAAGGAGUACCAGAGCUGAACAUACCUUCAUUCGAACCAUUUAUCAUACCAGAAAUAAAUUUGGAACAAGGCACAAACGCCUUAAACUUUAAAGCUAAGUUGCUGAACACGGAGAUACAUGGACUUACUAAAUAUAAGUUUAGUAGAUUUGAUUUUGACGUUCCCAACUUACAAUUUUUUUGUGACUGCCAAAUACAGAACUUAAAAUUAAGAGGAAAUUAUACAGUAACUGGCAAAUUAUUGCUUGCUCCAAUUGAAGGCAAAGGAACAUUUACCGCUUCAGUAGAUAACUGCAAUGCGACAGUAUACCAAAAGGUAACAACAGAAAAAAGAAAAAAUGGAUUAGAAUUUGUAGUUCCAGUUCACACAAAUAGCAGCAUGAGCGUAAGCGGUCCCAAAGCUAACUUGAAAGGUCUUUUUGACGACAAUAGUGAGUUAAGUGGAAUUACUAACAAAGUAAUAAAUGAUAAUGUAAAUGAACUAUUUGAGGAUUUGAGACCAGUUAUAGAAAAGAUUUUAACAGAAAUAUUAGAAGAUUUAUUACUAAAAGCUCUAGAGAGUCAAAUUCCAUUUGAUAUGUUGUAUCCUCCAAUAUCUUAAAAAUGAGAGUUAAACAUUUUUUAGACAAAUUUUUUUAUU